AUACACAUGUGUGUACCUCUCUAUGUGUAUGCGUGUGGCUAGAGGAAAGUGGUGAGGAAGUGGAAAAUGUGACGAUUCACAACUUUUACCAAGACUGUGGCACAAUUCUUUUCCAAUUUUUCACGCAUAUCCUAUAAAUAGAGGAGACCCGAGUGAGUGGAGUGCAUGAGCCGGCAGUCGUUCGCUCACACACAAACACACACAUAUGACCAUGCGAGACGAAGUAGUGAGGAGUUGAAUACUGUGCAUAAGUGUAUCCACUUGCCUGCGCCCUUAGUGCUCCACCCGUACGAUGUGGAUGAAGUUACCGCUCAUCACUUGUUGUGCACGAAUGUACGAUCCGGUUGGAGGUUAAUGUGCGUCCGUAAAGCAUUGCGGAAGAAGCGCAAAACCUGGUGCAGUUUUGUGCCCUUUUGUGGUUUGGUAGAUGUUGGUAUGGGUGAAAAAGCUGACGAUGGCCUGACAGGGGAAGGAAACAAUGGUUGUGACCGUGUAGAGUACGGUGCAGAGAACGAAGGUGGCUAAAAAUAGUCUUUCCCGUGCGCCCGACGGGGAUGACGGCGAUUAGAAGUGGCCUAACGUGUACGUGUUUGAAUCACACCAGACCAGUGAACCGUCGAGCAUAUGUGUGUACCGUGAGCAGAAGUAGGGCACCAGAAGUUUUGCUGCAGUUGCGAUGCGCAAUGGAGAACAUGCCGAAAAUUUCUGUGGGGGGGGGAGGUUUGUGUGUGCCAGAUGUAUGUGUAGAAGGUGCAACAGAAUAGUUUCCAUAUCCUAACCGUAUAGACACGCACACAGAUAGACAGGAUGUCGGAUACGGAGGCGGAUGCACAGGCCAGCACGAACGGUGGUAAUACGACGAACGGUACGGCGCAACCACUAUUGCCCUCACAAAAGGUGCUGGAGGAGGAGGAAGCCGAACGACUGGCUGAGGAAGAACGUAAGCGUAACCGUGAGCCACCGAUCAUCUUUACCGAGGUUGAUUCUAAGCUGGAACUGGAGCGCCUGGUUGACUUUGUCGAUGGAAAGCUGUCGGAGGACGAGCAGGAAGCGGUAGACCAGCUGCAUCAGUACCUAUUGCUCGGCGAAGGUGCCUGGACGUUCGGUGACUGUUUUCUUGUGUUUGUGGGACGUAUCUUCCGCGACCAGGAGUGUUUCUCGACAGAUGUGCGUGUGCAUCUGCUGCGGGCGCUCGCGAAUGCCGCACUGAAGGAGGACAUCAUACUGCUGCUGCACCAGGACCGGAAGGAGCAUGUGCUGAUGAACUUUGCCCAGGACAUUGAUCGGCAUCCGCCCGAGGAGCAGCAAUCGAUCGCACUAUUUAUGUGCAACUUGUUCGAGAAUAAUAACGCAUCCGAGUGGUUGCUCUACAUCUCAGAGUGGAACUACAAUGGUCUGACAACGUCUAAUAUCCGCGCGACGACAAAGGUGGCCGUACAUUGUCUGCUAGCGACCUGUCCCCGAUUGCAAGAUAUCGGCACAGCGCUCGUGCACAACGUCGCCUGCAAGGAGGUGAAGACGGUCGUGUUCGAUGACGUUGCCGUAGAGAUCUCGAUGGCGUUGCUGCAAUUCUUCAACAGCUCCCCAACGGAGGAACAUCUCUUCCGCACGAUGAAAGCGUUGGCCAAGUUCGUGCAGGUAUCACCAGAUGUGCCGCAAUUUGUGCAAAUGAUUGGACCACAUCCCAAGAACUUUAAGGGCAAAAGUGAACGGGUCGACGGACUGAUCGAGCAGAUCAGCAAGAAGAUACGCUAGUCUUCCUGCUUACUCCCACUCUCCCAGCUUUCCAAUCCACUUUCGUGUGGUGUUUUGUUUCACCGGAGGGCAGUAUCAGCCAUCCUGUGUGCGCGUGUCUGCAGCGCUCUGCAAAAGGUAAUGAUCGAACCCGACCGAACAUGAACAGGAUCUCCCUAUCCAGUAAUCAUGCACACCUUACUUUAACAUAGGCACACAAUUUUAAACAAGAUACAUAACAAUGUUUCGCCCCGAGCUAACUACCUUUUGAGCUAAGUCGCUAGUACAGCGUCCAUUUCGCUUAGACGCGUUCAGGCAUAAUGAUGAAAUUAGUAGAACAUUUGCAAAAGAAAGAGAGAGAGAGAGACACAGAGAGACAGCGAGAGGGAGAAAGAGAGCGAACGACCGAUAAACUAAUGAAUAUCUUCCCGGUGCAAGUAGAAUGUAGGGAUGAGUGACAUGAUCAAACGUCUGAUUGAAGACGUUAGCGUUAAAUUGCUGAUAAAACAAACCAACAACACAAAAAAAACCUGCGUAAAUGAAUAAACUUAAUGUAACCAGUACUACUUAUGAUUAAAACGGAUCGUUUUACUAUUUGCUA
Molecule: messenger RNA, 2335 nt
Organism: Anopheles funestus (African malaria mosquito)
Lineage: Eukaryota; Metazoa; Arthropoda; Insecta; Diptera; Culicidae
Exons: 5
Coding region: 808-1755 (315 amino acids)
Source: RefSeq, a predicted model, not a curated record